CGCCCGGCUCCAUCCCGCCAGGCUCCCCCGCAGCGCUGGCUUGUCUCGGGCUGGCGGGGACAGGGAGCUCCCGGGGGGCUGCGCCUUGCGCACGGGACGAAGCGGCGUUUCGGGAGCCGGCAGCGCGGCCGUGCCCGGUGCGGUAGGAUUGGGUAUUCCCCUGAAAAGACCACAAGUUUGAUCUCAAAUCAUACCCAUCUAGGAUCUUGAGAAUUAGAAAGAAGCAAGGACCAUUAGGCUCUUGGGAUCUUCAGAAUUUGCAAGGGGGCAACUUCUAUGAAGACUAUGAAGUGCUUAGAUUCCAUGGCAGUGAGCAAAAUAGAAGUCAGCUUCGGAGGUAGUUGUUGCUGGUUACAUACAAGGCCAAUUUCAGAUAUAUGCAAAACCAGAUAUGCCUUUGUGGCCCCAGUGAUGGUGCAAACCAUGAAGUUGUGUUGCAGAUGUGAUGUGUGUUCAGUUUUGCUUUUACAGUGACUCAUUUUGAAAGAUACAUAUUUAUUGAGAUGCAAGAUGUCUGCCCUGAGGUGACUUCUAAUAGAACUUCCCAGCAGGCUCGUCUAAUUUCUGAUUACACCUGGGACUACGAGUACUAUGAGUACGGACCAGUGUCAUUUGAAGGCCUGAAGGCUCAUAAAUAUUCCAUUGUGAUUGGAUUUUGGGUUGGUCUUGCAGUUUUUGUCAUCUUCAUGUUUUUUGUCCUGACCCUGCUGACGAAGACAGGAGCACCUCAUCAAGACAAUGCAGAGCCUUCUGAAAGAUUUCGCAUGAAUAGCUUUGUGGCAGAUUUUGGAAGACCUCUGGAGUCUGAGAGGGUCUUUUCUCGUCAUGCUGAAGAAUCCCAGUCACUUUUCCUUCUGUAUAAUGAAGUGGAACAUAUGAACAAAGCAAAAGAGAGUCAGAAAGGUCCAGGUCUGGAGAGUAAUAUCCACUUCCAGGAGGUUCCCAGAAGCAGUGGAGUGUUUGAGGAAGACCUACAUUGUCUUCCAAAAUUUAACAUUCCUAACUUUGUGAACACUGAGCAGAACUCUUCAUUAGGUGAGGAUGAUCUCCUCAUCUCAGAGCCACCAAUCAUUUUAGAAAGCAAAUUGGUCAUGCAAUCCUCUCAUCGAUCCUGACUGAAAAAAAUCUUUAUGUUAAGGUAAAAGAUUGUCCAGCUUGAACCCUUUCUUGGCCUUCUGCUAUUUGACAGAAGGUAUUUCAGAGCUGUGCUUUUUAUUGUACGUAAGACUGGCUGUGCUACUAGAACUCAGUUUAGACGAGAAGUAAACACUAAAUGCUUAUUAUGAUGGUUUCUGUGGUCUAAACUUUUUGCCCAGCCAGCGUUAUUUUUGCUUCGUUAUUUUUUUUGUUUCUUGUUUUGUUCUUCGAUUUUAAAGGACUGUUUAUGACCAGCUUCUGAAGGAUCCCGUAACAAUUUAUGAGGACUGUGAAGGCUGGAGCCUGGUACUGAGAAGUGUAUGAAAAUUCCUUGGCCAAGAAAAGUGUAAAUCUCAAAGUGAGACUGAAGUAAGGAAUAACAGGCAGCUUCUGGGAGGUUCUGUAGCUUCUGCUACUUCCAGUAACGAUGCCUGAAACUAAGCAGCACAAUAAAUAUCUGCUUGGGAUUAGCUUCAGUUUCUGAUUCCUAACUGUUUUUGGUAUAGGUUAAAGCCAAUUUACAAAGCUUCCAGAGGGAAUACCUUGCAAAUUAAAUUGUUUGGCUACAGUGUUUACAAAAUGCCAUCACCACAUGCUGCUGAAUAAAAGCAAAUUGGUGCCUGUACGUACAGUACUUCAGAGUGACAUUCCAACAGCUGCCCAGUGAUGAUGAGGAAUUAGUAUUCUACACACAAACAUAGACCAUGAUUUGACUCUUUUUUUUGUUUUAAUUGCUGAUGUGAACUUCCAGUUCAGUAAGUGUAGGAUUCAGUAGCUAAAUCACAGGAAAUAAGAAAAAACCUAUUUUUCUUUUGCCAGUGCAGUUACUACAUGCAAAUGUAACAUUAAGCUGGUGUUAUAUGUUGCUUAUAGGCUGAACCUUCCUACACUUUUUGGCUUUAUAAACAGCCUUUUCUUUAUUCAUGGGCCAUGGAAGGGCUAGCAGGCUUUGAAUUGUUGAGAGCACCAGCUCCAAAUGUGAAGCUAAGCUCUGCUUGUUCCGUCUUCUUUUUGUACUCAAUUGGGAUGGUGUUGAAACCUCAGCUACUCUCCCAAUUAAAGGUUUGUCAAGGAAUUGAAUAAGUGUAGUUUCAACCUUUAUUUUUUAGAGACAGAAUAAGGUUCUGAACCUUAGAGAGUACUUAAAUUAUAUUUCAGCUUUCCUCAAAAGAUGGUAAUUAAUGACCAAACGGUUUUAGAGCAAGCACAGAGGAUACAGAGGCACCAGGUUCAAAUGUUUUGCUUGAUUUGGAGUAUGCUCUGCAGGAAAUUCUUAAUUGAAAUGAAAAUAAGUGGAUGCCAGAUACUGUGAUUGUUUUUUAUUUUUUUUUUCUGAAACUGACCUACUUUGUAUACAACAUGUCUGUGUCGGAGGGAAAAUGUAGUAGUGACCUGCUGAUACAUUCUCCAGACACUUAAAUGCUGAUUAAUUAAUUCUUCCUUCACCUUACAGAUAGGAAAAAGUAGUGAAUGGGUUGAAUAUUUAAAGAAUUAAAAAAGUGCAGGAAACAUAUUUGGUUUUUAUCUUCUGUGCCCUUGUUAUAAACCAGUUAUUGCUAAAUUUCCUGUUUUCAAAUGUAAUUCUUACACUACUUGCUGGUUGUUUAAAGUAAUGGGAUUAUAGUUAAAACAAAGCAGAGACUGUUUUAAACUAGCAGAUUUUUGUUGAAAAUAUUCCAGGAGAAGAGUGAAGUGAACCCUGUUCUAAAUGAGCACGGCUCCAUGAGCUGCAGAUCUCCAGUAAAACAUUUCAAGUGCAGAAAAGGCCUUCUUUCACAGGAAGUGCUUAACUACAAGUUUGAAGGCUGUAGCUGUGGACUGUUCUCUUCCCAAAUUAAGAAAUUUGGGAAAUCUGCCUCCGAAUGUGGCAACUGCUUCCUGCUGAGGCAUUUCAAAUAACUGCUAGCUAUCUGAACUGAAGCUCAACAUUGUUCUUGCUAACAAGUUCUGGGACUUUUACUAAGCAUGGCUUUUAUAGCCUAUUUCUGAAUUAGUGAGCUGCCUUCAGUAAUGUUUGAGCCAUUCUUCUUAAUUUUUUUUCUUCCUUUGCCAUGCUUCAAAACAGAAAUGCUGCUUAAAGGACAGAAAAAUCUGUGUAGAAUCCCUCUCUUCUGCAAUCAAGAAAUGAAGGGUUUUUUAAAAGCAUUUAAAACUGUUUCCUUGAACCAUUUAGGUUGGAAAAAGAUCUUUCUGAGUCCAGCCAUUAUCUAAGCACUGCCACAACUAAACCAUGUCCCCAGGUGCCACAGCUAUGUGUCUUUUUAAAUCCUCCAGGGAUGGUGACUCCACCACUUCCCCGAGCAAGCCUGUUCCAGCGUUUGACAAGCCUUUUGGGGAAGAAAUCUCAAAAGUUUCAGAUGUUUAAAAAAAUGCAGGUCUGAUUUUAGAAAAAGAAAACGCUGCCAUUCCCAAUAGGCUAGCCUAAGUUUUUCUUCUGCUACCUUAAACCUUUGUGGCUUUUCUUUGGGUGUAUAAGUGCUACUCUGGGGAGAAAAGGGGGAAGCAUUUUGUGUAUGGAUGCUGGUGACAAUGCCUAGAUGAAAGGUAUUUAAUAAAAUGACAAAGAGAUAAUGUCAACUUAACUAACACCACAUUUGAAUUGUAUUCUAAGUGUCCUUCUGAAGCAUGUAUUAAUCCUGUAAAGCUAUUUAAGUGUUUGGUUCCUGCCUCUGUUAUUCCCUGAUGAUGGUUAUACUUUUUUCACCUUAUUUCCCUUCUAUUUUUAAAGUCCUUCAUGCUGCUUUUUACAGAAAAAUAACCUGGCAGUCCCCACUGCAAAGUUCUCACACCACUUCAGACACACAGUGGCAGCAACACAGUCUGAUUCAGUUUUUCAUUCUGCCUCUGCAUUAGAGUCAAAGGCAAAUGCAGAAACGUUCUGCAGUCUUCAAAAGCAGUUAUUUUAAAACUUUCUUUCCUUUCUUUUUCCUUUUUAGGAACUAACAGAGAUAUUUUGCCUCAGGGGAAAGGGCAAUAUAUAACAUGUUUAAAAAAAUUCAUUGUUAUCCAGAAAACCAAUAAGUGCAUUUAUUAUGAAGUGAAUAGAAAGUGUUCUGACCAGAGUAAUCCUUCAAAAUGAAUAGCUGGAAUUUAAUGGUGUUUGAAAAUGGAAUUUUUGUGAGUUUUUGUAUUGUUCGGCCUCAAGCCUCUUCUCAAAACUCACUAUAAAUGAGUAGAUUUAACUGCAGAGAUAGACAACUCCUCUAAGAUAACUACAUGCAUAAACAUGUCUUGUAUUCUGUAAGAACUUAUUAGGUUAUUUAUUCCAGUUUUCAAAGGUGAAUACUUGCAAAAUGUUCUUCUAUGUAAACAAGUUUUAGCUGUGUACCUUUUUUU
This is a messenger RNA of Chiroxiphia lanceolata (lance-tailed manakin), 4473 nucleotides long. It is a transcript of the gene MRAP2, whose product is annotated as melanocortin 2 receptor accessory protein 2. Gene Ontology annotation, molecular function: type 1 melanocortin receptor binding; type 5 melanocortin receptor binding; type 3 melanocortin receptor binding. Gene Ontology annotation, cellular component: endoplasmic reticulum; plasma membrane. NCBI's taxonomy places the organism in Eukaryota, Metazoa, Chordata, Aves, Passeriformes, Pipridae. The record is from RefSeq and is a predicted model, not a curated record. Gene Ontology annotation, biological process: protein localization to plasma membrane; regulation of adenylate cyclase-activating G protein-coupled receptor signaling pathway.